CCAGGGUGGCCAGGCAGCCAGGUUGCAGCAGGAGUGUGACUAUCUGCACAUGAUCGAGGUACAACACAGGCAGUGCCUGGAGGAGGCCCAGCUGGAGAACGAAACAACAGGCUGCAGCAAGAUGUGGGACAACCUCACCUGCUGGCCGGCCACCCCUCAGGGCCAGGUGGUCGUCUUGGCCUGUCCCCCCAUCUUCAAGCUUUUCUCCCCUAUUCAAGGCCGCAAUGUGAGCCGCAGCUGCACUGAGGAAGGCUGGACACAACUGGAGCCUGGCCCCUACCCUGUUGCCUGUGGCCUGGAUGACAAGGCAGCAAGUCUGGAUGAGCAGCAGACAAUGUUCUACCAUUCUGUGAAGACUGGCUACACUAUUGGCUACAGCCUCUCCCUCACCACCCUUCUGGUUGCCAUGGCUAUCUUAAGUCUGUCCAGGAAGCUCCACUGUACCCGGAACUAUAUCCACAUGCACCUCUUCAUGUCCUUCAUCCUGAGGGCAUCCGCUGUCUUCAUCAAAGACUUGACCCUCUUCCACAGCGGGGAGUCGGACCACUGCGCUGAGGGCUCGGUGGGCUGUAAGGCAGCAGUGGUCUUUUUCCAGUACUGUGUCAUGGCCAACUUCUUCUGGCUGCUGGUGGAAGGCCUCUACCUGCACACCCUUCUUGCCGUCUCCUUCUUCUCCGAGCGGAAGUACUUCUGGGGGUACAUACUCAUCGGCUGGGGAGUACCCAGCACCUUCAUCAUGGUGUGGACCAUCAUCAGGAUCUAUUUUGAAGAUUAUGGAUGCUGGGACACCAUCAACUCCUCAUUGUGGUGGAUCAUAAAGGCCCCCAUCCUCACCUCUAUCUUGGUGAACUUCAUCCUGUUUAUCUGCAUCAUCCGAAUCCUUGUUCAGAAACUGAGGCCUCCAGAUAUUGGAAAGAAUGACAGCAGCCCAUACUCGAGGCUGGCCAAGUCCACACUCCUGCUGAUUCCCCUGUUUGGAGUUCACUACAUCAUGUUCGCCUUCUUCCCCGACAACUUCAAGGCAGAAGUGAAAAUGGUCUUUGAGCUUGUCGUGGGGUCUUUUCAGGGUUUUGUGGUUGCCAUCCUCUACUGCUUCCUCAAUGGUGAGGUGCAGGCAGAGCUUCGUCGGAAGUGGCGGCGCUGGCACCUGCAGGGCGUACUGGGCUGGCCCUCCAAGCACCAGCACCCGUGGGGAGGCAGCAACGGUGCCACAUGCAGCACGCAAGUCUCCAUGCUGACCCGCGUCAGCCCCAGCGCGCGCCGCUCCUCCAGCUUUCAGGCAGAAGUCUCCUUGGUUUGACCACCAGGGACCCAAGGUGGCCCCUUCGCACCCGCCCAGCCGGCACCGGGAGUAGAGAGCUGCCCUGGC
This is a messenger RNA of Castor canadensis (American beaver), 1369 nucleotides long. The record is from RefSeq and is a predicted model, not a curated record. Lineage: Eukaryota; Metazoa; Chordata; Mammalia; Rodentia; Castoridae.